This is a messenger RNA of Micropterus salmoides (largemouth bass), 4200 nucleotides long. RefSeq names its product amyloid-beta A4 precursor protein-binding family A member 1-like. Bases 320 to 3784 code for a protein of 1154 amino acids. Gene Ontology annotation, biological process: chemical synaptic transmission. The record is from RefSeq and is a predicted model, not a curated record. Gene Ontology annotation, molecular function: amyloid-beta binding; protein binding. The transcript has 13 exons. NCBI's taxonomy places the organism in Eukaryota, Metazoa, Chordata, Actinopteri, Centrarchiformes, Centrarchidae. Gene Ontology annotation, cellular component: dendritic spine; plasma membrane; cytoplasm.
GCCGCGAAGAAGUGUUUGCGUCUGCUCCACCAGCAUCAGCGGUGUUUGUAAAAGCGCUUUGUGCAUCGCUAAUCCGCUCUGAUGUCACGGUGCGGAAGGAGGGGCUGAGCUCUCCUGCUUUAAUCCGAGCAAGUUGUCUGGAGGGACAAGCCGAGCCGAGCCGAGUCGAGCGAGCGGCCACGGGAACAGGGGCGAUGUGUACUGCAGCAGCCGGACUCGGGCCUCACGUCCUCUGACAUGCAGACCGUGCUAUGAGUGGGGUUUUCUUGGAGACAAGAGGAGCAUGUUCUGAAAAUUGGAGUCCGAUCACGCCCCAGCCAUGAGCCACAAGUAUCAGGGAGAAGCAUCCGGGGACGCAGGCGAGGGGCACAAUGUGCUUCCGAGGAGCAGGCAGCUGAACGGGACGACACCCGGGGAACCCCCUUUACGUCGGUCCUGGAGGCCAUGCCAGAUGCUCAACCAGGAUGGGGAGCUAAAUCCCCAUCAUCAUCACCCUCAUCAUCAUCACCCUCCUCAACACCACCACGCGCCCACGGGUCGUGGACCCCCUCGGCAUCGCCGGCGGCCUCCAUCAGGGCAGGGGCAGGGCGAAAGCCAGGCUCAGAUUCCUGGUCUGGCCCCGGCGGUGGUACCUUCACGGUUGGAUGGGGCAGAGAGUCGAGACACUGAGCUUCGUCCUGUCCAGCAACCCCGCCCUGCUGUUGCCCGUUACCGCCGUCAUGGUGACCCGAACCCCAGGCUCAGAGGUCACAGACAGAGGCAACCAAUGAGAAUGAUGCAGGACUCUUCACCUGGUGCAGAUGAAAGAGAGGGUCCAGCAGAGGCGCUGGUACAGCAACGCUCAUCAGAUGAUCCUGUAACGGACCAGUCGCAGGACAGGGGUUCUCCGCACCAGACUCCCGUUGCUGUUGUCACCCCAACCCACCUCUCACCUCGUCCUGCAACCUAUAACAUGCAACUUCACCCCCAACACACUCCCCCUGCUGAGGCAGAAGAGGACCUCCAGGAGCGUAAAGUGGAAUGUCAAGAGGAAUCGGAGGAAGUUAAGGAGAAGGAAGAACAAGGACUGGCGGAGGAUGAUGGAGAUCAUCGCACAACCACAGGUCACACCAGCUGCAGCCACGAUGACAUGCAGGCAGUCGAUGACAGAGCAGAGGGAUGUGCAGAGAGGGUUGAGGAGGAUCAGGAAGAAGUGAUGGACGAUGUAAGGGAGGACAUUGCAGCUCAGGGAAGUGAAAUCACGGAUCUCUGCUCCGACACGGAGAGCGCAGCCUCGCUCAGUAUGGACGGACCUCUCCACAGCCCGCCGCCGCUCCAGUCACCUACUCCUCCUUCGUCCCCUGACGUUCCACCUUUUCCCCAGAUGGACCACUUCAGUGAGGACACCAGUGUGAGCCCACUGCCCGACAACGAUCUGCCACCCGAAGAAGAAGAAGAUGAGGAUUAUUCUGAAUCGUGCUCUGAAUCUUAUCCAAAAACCUAUGCAGACUUUUAUUCAGAGUCCCACCAAAAAUCAUACGCUGAGCCUGUGUACAAGUCGUACUCAGAGCUAAAAUCCCAUCCUAACUCUUUUCCUGAGCCCCUCACGACAUCCUACCCCGAGUUACACAAAGAACCUCGCAGGCAAUCUGGUUGGAGGACUGAGCCUAAUGAGGCCCAGCAGGAGUCCCGCCAAGAGCCCUUCACCAGCCAUAGACAGGAGAAUGUACAAAGAGGGGCUCCACCAUCCCCCACCAAGGGCUCCCAUUAUGCCCCUAGGCAGACCAGAGACCGCGGAUCACAUCACUCCCCUCCGGACCGCUCUGUUGGCUGCCGACUGCACCACUAUGAUGGACAGUCUGACAGUGAGGGGGACAGCGCCGAUCAAAGUCCCAUUCCCAAAAGUCGCCGGCAGGCACCCAGACAAGCAGAAAGCCAGGCUAAAAGCCCCAUGUCCGGGCAGAUCAGCUCAGGUGAGAGCCAGGAGGAGCGAAACACGGUGGGUCUCCAAGGGGAGGAAGGUAUGAGGGGCUCAGGAGACGCCAUCAGCCUGGUGAUUAAAGACAUUAAGGAGGCGAUUGAGGAGGUGAAGACUAAGACAGUACGCUCCCCGUACACCCCUGACCAGCCUGUGGAGCCAAUAUGGGUGAUGAGGCAGGAGGUCAGCCCCACAGAGGAUGUUUACCCACUGCAGACUACAGCUGGCCACUCCUCUCCUCACUCCCCUUCGAAGUCAGUGUCUGAGUCUCUGCCCCGCUACGCCCCCGCUACGCUUCCAGUCCGGGAGCCGGUUAGCCCGCUGAGGGCUGAGUCCGCAAGAGCACUUCCUCAUCCUCAGCAUUAUCACCAACCGCAGCCCCAACACAGCCAUCACCACCGCCAAGGCCACCAUCCACAGCAGAGGGACGCCGCGAGGCCGCCGCAGACAUACACAAAGCCCCAACCGUAUGCGCACAUGCCGCCCAACCAGCAUCAACAACGUCAGCAUCCACAGCAUCAGCAGCUGCCGGCUCCGCAGCCGCGACCACAGGUUCAACCACUGUCGCCUCAACAGCAGCCGUCUGUCCAGGAGAUUCGUAGAUCUCUUCCUCCAUUUCCAACGUUUGUGGACGUCCCGGGACCAUGUGACCCUGAAGACCUUAUUGACGGCAUCAUCUUUGCGGCGACCUACCUGGGCUGCACCCACCUGCUGUCAGAGAGGACGCCCACAAAGAGCGCCCGCAUGCAGCAGGCCCAGGAGGCCAUGAACAGAGUCCGGGCUGCUCAGAAGCAGGCAAAGAACAGGAAAAAGAGCCCCGACGGGGAGGUUCCAUCAACUGCUGAGGUUGAUCUGUUCAUGUCCACGCAGAGGAUCAAAGUCCUCAAUGCAGACACUCAGGAGUCUUUAAUGGACCUGCCACUGAGGACGAUCUCCUACAUAGCUGACAUCGGUAACAUGGUUGUGCUGAUGGCCCGGGGAAAGAUGGUGCGGUCCCGCAGCGCACAGGAAAACCUGGACAGCACAGCUGAGCAAACCACCAUGAGCCACGAUGACCGACGGCUGUACAGGAUGAUCUGCCACGUCUUCGAGUCCGAGGAUGCCCAGCUGAUUGCUCAGUCUAUCGGUCAGUCUUUCAGCGUCGCCUACCAGGAGUUCCUCAGGGCCAACGGCAUCGACCCCGAGGAUCUGAGCCAGAGGGAGUACAGCGACCUGCUCAACACUCAGGACAUGUACAACGACGACCUCAUUCACUUCUCCAAGUCAGAGAACUGCAGAGACGUUUACAUCGAGAAGCAGAAAGGAGAGAUCCUGGGCGUGGUGAUAGUGGAGUCGGGCUGGGGCUCCAUCCUCCCCACCGUCAUCAUCGCUAGCAUGAUGCAUGCUGGUCCGGCUGAGAAGUCUGGGCGACUCAACAUCGGAGACCAGAUCAUGACCAUAAACGGGACCAGUCUGGUGGGUUUACCGCUCAGCACCUGCCAGAGCAUCAUCAAGGGUCUCAAGUCUCAGUCCAGGAUCAAGAUGAACAUUGUCAGGUGUCCUCCUGUCACCAUGGUUCUCAUCCGCAGGCCGGACCUCAGAUACCAGCUGGGCUUUAGCGUCCAGAACGGCAUUAUCUGCAGCCUGAUGAGGGGAGGCAUCGCUGAGAGAGGAGGCGUCCGCGUCGGUCACCGCAUCAUCGAGAUCAACAGCCAAAGUGUUGUGGCGACGCCUCACGAGAAGAUCGUUCAGAUUCUGUCCAACGCCAUAGGAGAGAUCCACAUGAAGACGAUGCCUGCAGCCAUGUACCGUCUGCUGACAGCACAGGAGCAACCCGUCUACAUCUGAACACACACUUCUCACUCUCUUUUUACCACAUCACUCAGUCUCUUUACUACUGUCCAUCCAUCUCAGUUGUUUUAAAUACCUUCUCCUCUCUUUGUCCCGUUUGAUAUCACUUGACUUGCCUUAAUCUGUACAGUACACUGUCAUGUAAACAUGUACAUCUACAGUAUGACAGCAGAAGACAGAUUAUCUCACGAGGCCGAGUGUUAAUGUGAUGUGUUAUGUUGGACCAAAGAGAUAGUGGGUUUUAUUGUGUGCAUAUUUAGGUGGCAAAUAGCUGUAAUAUCUGAAUGUACUUUAAUCAUGUUGGACCUAUAAAUUGUCAGGGCGACCCAGAUGAUAAAUAACUUUUAAAUUGAAGUGGUGAAGUUAAAGGAGGAUGCAUGUACAAUUCUGCUGAAUAAACUAAAGAAAAGGCA